Molecule: messenger RNA, 968 nt
Organism: Chenopodium quinoa (quinoa)
Lineage: Eukaryota; Viridiplantae; Streptophyta; Magnoliopsida; Caryophyllales; Amaranthaceae
Product: LOB domain-containing protein 12-like
Exons: 2
Coding region: 312-839 (175 amino acids)
Source: RefSeq, a predicted model, not a curated record
ACCCAUUGUUUGAUAUGCCAACAAAAGGCCAAAUCAUUUCUAAAUCCUCCAUGACAUAGUCACUCCCUUCUAUUCAGACAUCAAAUCAUAAAAUAUGGUUAAUGAUUUUUUAAAUCUAAUGAUUUUUUUAAUCAUGUAACUUUUUGUAAAAAAAUAAUUUUUAACUAAGUGCACGAAAGCUCACACAAGAUUUGGUAUUAUAAAUAGCCACACCCCUUUUCUCAUUUUUUCCAAACCAUAGGCCUUUUAAUUUUUUCAGUUCUUAGUUAUUUACACUUUGUUUCAUAUAUUUCUCCAGUAAAGUCAACAAAAUGGGUGGCAAUGGAACUUCACCUUGUGCUUCUUGCAAGUUGCUCCGUCGUCGAUGCGCCAAAGACUGCAUCUUUGCUCCUUACUUCCCUUCUGACGACCCCCACAAGUUUGCCAUCGUUCAUAAAGUUUUUGGAGCUAGCAAUGUCAGCAAAAUGUUACAGGAGCUUCCAAUGCACCAAAGAGCAGAUGCAGUGAGCAGUCUAGUGUACGAAGCAAAUGCAAGGAUGAGGGAUCCAGUCUACGGAUGUGUGGGUGCCAUAUCGUUCCUGCAAAACCAGGUUUCGCAGCUGCAAAUGCAACUAGCAGUAGCUCAGGCAGAGAUAUUAUGCAUCCAAAUGCAGCCAGAAUCAAACAGCAUAGCAACCCCAGUACAUCAGAACAACUAUGAGGCAGACGACAAGUCAUUCCUCUUCCACAAUAAUCUUUCCCAACCCCAGUACAUCAAUUUUCCAUCCUCAAGUGAUCAUCAUGUAAUUCAAGACUCUCUUAAAAGGGAGUCUUUCUUUGGACAUGACAUGGUUUCAUAACUAUGACAUUAUUAUAAUAUAUGGCAUCCAUGUUUUUGCCCUUUUUCUACAUAAUUCCAUUUUCAUAUCCUUAUUCUUUAUUAUUAGAAUUAUUUUCUCCAUGAAAAGAAAUUACUCCAGAAGCAUUGA